Molecule: messenger RNA, 270 nt
Organism: Sphenostylis stenocarpa
Lineage: Eukaryota; Viridiplantae; Streptophyta; Magnoliopsida; Fabales; Fabaceae
Source: the annotation of a GenBank genome assembly
ACAGAUACAUCUUCUGUUCUAAAGGAGGCAAUGGAAUACAUAGGAUUCCUUCAUAAACAAGUUAAGCUGCUCAGUGCUCCAUACCUUGAAAGUUCAGCAGCAGCCAAGAUGCAGGGUAUGGAGACAUGCAGCCUGAGGAGUAGAGGGUUAUGCCUUGUUCCUGUGUCAUUUACAAUUGGAGUUGCUGAGAGCAAUGGUGCAGAUAUCUGGGCUCCUAUCAAAACUACUACUUCACCUAAAUUGGAGAAGGAUGUCUCGCAAUUUCAUUGA